Molecule: messenger RNA, 432 nt
Organism: Meleagris gallopavo (turkey)
Lineage: Eukaryota; Metazoa; Chordata; Aves; Galliformes; Phasianidae
Source: RefSeq, a predicted model, not a curated record
UUUCCUUUAGGUACUUCCCAUCAAGGUGGCUAUUCCCAUGAUGCUGUGGUCCAUGCAUUACAGCAGUGCGGCAUUCGUCAUAUUGACACAGCAAAAAGAUAUGGCUGUGAAUCUCUCCUCCAAAAAGCUAUCAAAGAAAGUGGUGUGAAGCGGGAGGACCUCUGGAUAACUACGAAACUGUGGCACAGUGAUUAUGGCUAUGAAAACGCAAAAAAAGCCUGCUUGGAGUCAUGUGAAAGGCUUGGUGUUGAAUAUCUUGAUCUUUAUUUGAUACACUGGCCUGAUACUCAUGUUCCAGGUAAAAGCAAUCAGGAGGUUCGAGCUGAAACCUGGAGAGCAAUGGAGGAGCUUUAUGAGAAAGGUAAUGUAAUAAUUAAAAACUUGUCUUUGCAGAAGGAAUUACGAUGCGUUUUGGCUUUGGAAAAUCUAUAA